AUGAACGUGAAUACAACGUCUUCUACAGACUCACUCGAAAAACUUUAUGCUGAAAUAGCACAAAAGACAGCUGAAGCAAUAGCUGCUGCAGGACUACCAUCAUCUGAUAAUAAUGGAUUAUCUAUCAAACAUUCUCUUCCACAAUUACCACUUUAUGAACCACCACCGCCCCCUU
Rotaria sp. Silwood2 is the source of this 175-nucleotide messenger RNA. NCBI's taxonomy places the organism in Eukaryota, Metazoa, Rotifera, Eurotatoria, Philodinida, Philodinidae. The record is from the annotation of a GenBank genome assembly.